UGCUCAGUGAGGAAGGAGCUGCGCCACUGCUCAACACUGCCUGCUCUCUCCUCUAAUACAUCAUACACGAUAUGGGCUCGAUGAGGGGCUCAGAGGUGUGGGUACUGGUGCUAAUGAUCAGCACGGUGGUGAUGAAGAUGCAGGUGGAGGGGCGCAGUAUGAGGGCAGAUGAGGACAUACAGCGCCUCCUGCACGGUGUGAUGGAACAGCUGGGCAUCGCCAGACCCCGUGAGGAGUACCCAGCUCACCAAGCUGCUCAUGUAGCUGGUCCUCUCAGUAUCCAGGGUGGUGCUCAUGAGGGACUUCAGCAUCUAGGACCUUAUGGGAACAUCCCAAACAUUGUUGCAGAACUGACUGGGGACAAUGUCCCAAAAGACCUCAGCGAGGACCACAGCUAUCCUGACCCACCUAACCCGUGUCCACUGGGAAAAACUGCUGCUGAUGGGUGUUUAGAGAAUUCACCAGACACGGCAGAGUUCAGUCGAGAGUUUCAAAAACAUCAGCAUCUUUUUGACCCAGAGCACGACUACUCUGCAUUGGCCAAGUGGAAUAAGAAGCUGUUGUAUGAAAAAUUGAAAGGAGGACCUAAAAGGAGUAAAAGGAGCAUUAACCCAUAUCUGAUGGGACAGAGACUGGACAAUGUGGUGGCUAAGAAAUCUGUUCCACAUUUUCCAGAGGAGGAAGAGAUGGAAACCACUACAAGCCAUAUCAAAGUGUAAACUUUAUCAUAUACUGACAGUUGUAUAAUAAAACUGUGGUAAUUAACAGUGCUCAUCCAAAUUAGAACCAGUAAACCUAAAUCACAAGAACUGAACUGAACCGAAUGCUGAUCAUCCCAAGUGUAUUUUCCCUUUACUGUUUUUAGUUUGUUUUUAGUAAGUUAAAUAAAACAAAUAUGUUUGUGUGCA
This is a messenger RNA of Trichomycterus rosablanca, 908 nucleotides long. RefSeq names its product neuroendocrine protein 7B2. Gene Ontology annotation, cellular component: secretory granule. Gene Ontology annotation, molecular function: enzyme regulator activity. The record is from RefSeq and is a predicted model, not a curated record. The transcript is spliced from 6 exons. NCBI's taxonomy places the organism in Eukaryota, Metazoa, Chordata, Actinopteri, Siluriformes, Trichomycteridae. Gene Ontology annotation, biological process: neuropeptide signaling pathway; regulation of hormone secretion. The coding region runs from base 72 to 719 and encodes 215 amino acids.